Messenger RNA from Schistocerca americana (American grasshopper), 1056 nucleotides. RefSeq names its product paired mesoderm homeobox protein 1-like. Bases 1 to 1056 code for a protein of 351 amino acids. The record is from RefSeq and is a predicted model, not a curated record. Gene Ontology annotation, biological process: regulation of transcription by RNA polymerase II. Gene Ontology annotation, molecular function: RNA polymerase II transcription regulatory region sequence-specific DNA binding; DNA-binding transcription factor activity, RNA polymerase II-specific. NCBI's taxonomy places the organism in Eukaryota, Metazoa, Arthropoda, Insecta, Orthoptera, Acrididae. The transcript is spliced from 6 exons.
AUGCCGGGCCGGUUAAUUACGGUGCGCUUCGGCGGCGGCCAUUGGCUGAUUGCGCCCAUUACGCUGCCAUCUCCAAUUACAACGUGCCCCGUAGCGCGGCCGCGGGACGUGAUCGACUUACCGAGCGCGCUGGCCGAUAGCGCGCAGCGGGCAGCGGGCCCUUCCACUGGCGAGGCGCGGCCGGCUCAGAGCCAUGCCGUGGCGGCCCCACAGCCACCUGCUUACUACCUGCUGGUGCCUGCUACCUGCCCCGCUGACGGCUCUAUCGCGGGCCGCGGCGUGACGCUGCGGUCGCACGACUGCACGCGGCCGCCGCUCGUGACCGUAUCGCGAAUUGCGGCCGAGUUGCCGCAGCCCCGACAUCGCUGGGAUCCCGAGCCUGCGCCGUCCCCGCCUUCGUCCUCGGAGGGCAGCCGCGAGUCGUCGACGCCCGCGGCCGGCGCCACCCCCGCCAGCCACUGCGACGGGGACUCGGACCACGGAGGCGGCUGCGGCGCGGUGCCCGCCCCCGCACUGGCGCCCGCCCCCGCAGGCGGAGGUGGAGGCGCGCCCUCGGACCACGACGACCUGGACGAGGCGGAUGCCGAGGCGGAGGCGCCGCGGCGCAAGCAGCGCCGCUACCGCACCACCUUCACCUCGUUCCAGUUGGAGGAGCUGGAGAAGGCCUUCGCCAGGACGCACUACCCGGACGUCUUCACCAGGGAGGAGCUUGCGAUGAAGAUAGGCCUGACAGAAGCACGUAUACAGGUGUGGUUCCAGAACCGGCGCGCCAAGUGGCGCAAGCAGGAGAAGGUGGGCCCGCAGGCGCACCCCUACUCGCCGCUGCAGGCCUACGGCGCGCCGCCCGCCGCCGCCGCCGUGGCGCCGUCGCUGCCGCACCCCUUCUCGCACCUGGCGUCGCUGGCGGCGCUGCGCGGCAAGCCCUUCCUGGCGGCCGACGCGCCGCCCCUCGGCCUGGACGUGCGCAGCUCCAGCAUCGCGGCGCUGCGCCUCAAGGCCCGCGAGCACGAGCUGCGCCUCGAGAUGCUGCGCAACGACGGCGACGUCGCCAGCUGA